Messenger RNA from Pistacia vera, 2586 nucleotides. RefSeq names its product LEAF RUST 10 DISEASE-RESISTANCE LOCUS RECEPTOR-LIKE PROTEIN KINASE-like 2.5. Bases 271 to 2463 code for a protein of 730 amino acids. Gene Ontology annotation, molecular function: polysaccharide binding; protein kinase activity; ATP binding. Gene Ontology annotation, biological process: protein phosphorylation. The transcript is spliced from 5 exons. The record is from RefSeq and is a predicted model, not a curated record. NCBI's taxonomy places the organism in Eukaryota, Viridiplantae, Streptophyta, Magnoliopsida, Sapindales, Anacardiaceae.
AACACCCAAACGCGCCGCUGCUGGUGGUUGGUUGCCGGGAAAUGGGGAUUGGCUGCUGCAAUUAAAACGGAGGCUGGUGGGGUGGGGGCGGUGGGAGAGAUAGAAUGGGGUUAGUAAUAUUGGGUAUUUAGGUUAAUAAAGUGAAUGGAUUUACUAAAAACAUCAAAGACCAAAUCAUUUGAUGUUUCGACUGAAUUUGAUCUGCUGAAGCUAUUGUGAGGGAUUCGAGCACACCAAGAGUCGUCGUAGGAUGAAUGAUUUUGAAUAUGGAUGCCAAGGCUGCGAAAAUCCCUUUCAACAUUACAAAGGGAUUCAACAAUCUGUUUAAAACAACCACAUCCUCCGGUCCUGGGGUUAAAAUUGCAGUAUCCACAUCCACCCGUAUUGGAGGCCUUGUGGUUUUUGCAUUGGAGAGGAGGAAUCAUGAGGAGGGAAGAACCAUCAGCUCUUUCAAAUUUCUUGUUUUCUUUGUUGAUCUUUCUCUUCAUCAGUGAAAUACAAGCAGAUAAACUUCAACAAGCAUGCUCUUCUUCAUGUGGAGACCUCACAAACAUAAGCCACCCUUUUCGUCCCAAGGGAGAUCCACCAGGAUGCGGUGAUCGUGACUUUGAACUUUCUUGCCAGAGCAACAAAACUAUCCUAGAACUUUAUUCAGGAACAUACUAUGUGACCGGACUUUAUAAAGAGGAACGUAGAAUAAGAGUUGUUGAUAUUAACUUAGCCAAUGGAAGCUGCAACCUUCCAAACAAAUCUCUAUCAAUAAGUGAUUCUUUUACAAGUGGUUUUACUUAUGAGGAGAACUUCUUUUCACUUUACUCUAAAAUCGAUGAAUUUGCCAGAUUCCUAAAUUGCUCUGCAAAUAUCAGUGAUUCAGCUUAUAGAAGACUUCCUUGUUUCGGAGAUCAGUCUUAUAAUGUUUACGUCAAUAUUGGUGGCUACCGAAAAGAAAUAUCUGAUCUUCCGGAGUCAAGCUAUUGUUCGUUCAUAUCAAUGGUUCCUAUACUUCACGCGGAUGUAAUACCUCCUACUUAUGAAGUCAUCUGGAAGUUGCUGAAGUCCGGUUUCGAUCUUAGAUGGUCAAUUGAAUGCCGAGAUUGUAUUAAAGCUGGUGGUUAUUGCGAAUCUGAUAAAUGCUACGUCAGGCCUCUUAAUAGUUGGGAGGAAUUUCUCUCAUACUUUCCGAAAUUUAUGGUUCAAUCGCUAGCACCGUUUAACCUAGGACGUAACUUCUGGAAACCUGUACUAACUGUGCCGGGAGAGAUGUUUGGAAUCCAAAUUGAUAUCAUCUUGACAGUAUUUGAGUUUUUCUUUGAUAUAUGGCUUGCAGUGGUUCUUAUAUGUAGAUUUAUAUUUGCUCCAAUAGUCAUAUUGUUGUAUAUUAUCAACAAAUAUAAAGCAACUUGGAAGAUAGUGGAUAGAGUUGAGAAAUUUCUGCAUAAUCAGCAGUCUUGGAUGCCUAAAAGGUACUCUUACUCUGAGAUAAUUGCAAGAACAAACCACUUCAAAGAGGAACUAGGUCAAGGUGGGUUUGGAUCAGUUUAUAAAGGACAACUUCAUAGCGGUUCCUUAAUUGCUGUUAAAGUACUAAAAAACUCGAAGUUCAAUGGCGAAGAAUUUAUCAAUGAAGUCUCCACAAUAGGUAGAAUUCACCAUGUAAAUAUAGUACAGUUGGUGGGAUUCUGUUCUGAGGGAUCUAAACGUGCACUUGUUUAUGAAUAUAUGGCUAACGGAUCUCUUGAUAGGCAUAUUUUCUCCAAGGGGGGUAGAGCAUUAUCAUUUAGUUGGGAGAAACUACAUGAAAUUGUUGUGGGAACAGCCCGAGGGAUUGAGUAUCUACAUGGAGGAUGUGAUGUUUGUAUUCUUCAUUUUGACAUCAAACCUCACAAUAUCUUGCUAGAUCAUAAUUUAAUCCCAAAAAUCUCAGAUUUCGGCCUUGCAAAAUUUUAUCCAAAAGAAAAUGAUUUUGUGUCCAUCAGUGUUGCGAGAGGAACAAUAGGGUACAUAGCUCCUGAGUUGAUUUCAAGGAGCUUUGGAGUUGUUUCUUGUAAGUCAGAUGUUUAUAGUUUUGGAAUGUUGUUGUUGGAAAUGGUCGGAGUGAGAAGAAAUUCUGAUGUAAAGGCUACUCAUUCAAGCAAAGCAUACUUUCCAUCAUGGGUAUAUGACCAAAUAAACAUGAAUGGAGACUUAGAGCUCCAAAAUGUGACUGAAAGUGAAACCGUCAUAGCAAGAAAAUUGUGUAUAAUUGGGUUGUGGUGCAUACAAGUGAAGCCAACAGAUCGUCCUUCAAUGACCAAAGUUAUGGAAAUGUUAGAAGGAAGCAGUGACGACUUGAAGAUGCCUCCUAAGCCUUUCUUUUCUUCUUCUCAACAUAUCUCUAUCGGAGAGAUUGAAUCAGAAUCUUCAACUGAGUUAUUGCUAUCUGAAUCAAUGGAGGAAUGCUUGUAUAAUGAUAGUUAUGUUUAGUUGCACCCAUGUAAUGUUUAAGAAAAUAAGACUGAUGAGAAUUUGCAUCUCUUUUGUAGAAUGCUGCAUACUGCAGCAAUUGAAACCAGCUUGUUAUGACAUUUUGAUUGUUUCUUCAACACA